GGGCAAUCGUGGAGGUGAUUGGUUUAUUCGAUUGGCACGUUUGGAAUAAAUUGUCGAGCUUCAUCUAUGGCAUUUCUACUUCUGCAUCCGAAUUACAAGCUGCAAACGGUUCCCGUAGUUGAACUAUCGCAAACGCUACGGAGGACAUCACAUGAGCACUACACCAGAGAUGAAAAAAGGUAAUAAAGAAACAAGUGCUACAUGAUUGCUACUGUCAAAGUCCGCUGCCCGCGAGGACGAUUUAGUAUGACUUUCGUGCAGAAAAUGCAAGAAAAUUCCUCCUCGCGGAUUUCAUUUUUUCAAGAUCAAUGAGCCCCCUAAUCUCGACAAAUUGGGCCCGAAGGGAUAGGAAAGAUCAACAGCGCAACCGCAAUUACUUAUGCGAGUGGAGCACAUUAGACAAGCAAGUAAAUUUGUUGUGCAGGAGCUGCGAAAGCGCGUAUUGAAGGUUAAGAGCUUCCGGCAACAAGAAGUAUUUUAGUCGAGGCCACGAAGAUGCAACUAUGUUCCCAGAAAAGAAACCGAGACGUGAAGGUCUCGACGCGGUCACAGAAACCAGAAAUAAUUCGAAGUGAGACGUUCAUCCUUCGGUCGUCAUGCGGCAGUGGUAUUAACGAUCUAAUCGAUUACAUCGAACAAGAGAUGCACCAGGGGGCUAGUUGUUCUAUUUCCUUGUCAAAAAAGAUCCACACCCGUAUUUAUCAGACGAAAAUAGCCUCUUUUAGGUAUUUUAUUUCUGCUCACAGAAUCACUACAGACAUAUCGGUUUCCGGAUCAUUGAGUUGGAUGGUGCAGAUGGUGACAAAAUCUCGAGCUCAGCUGCAAAGAAAAACGCACGACUGGUUGGAGUUCAGCCAAAGUGAAGUUUUUGCGGUUCAGCAUCUGCUGCACGAUGUAUAG
This is a messenger RNA of Amoebophrya sp. A120, 900 nucleotides long. The record is from the annotation of a GenBank genome assembly. NCBI's taxonomy places the organism in Eukaryota, Dinophyceae, Syndiniales, Amoebophryaceae.